Stylonychia lemnae is the source of this 807-nucleotide messenger RNA. The record is from the annotation of a GenBank genome assembly. NCBI's taxonomy places the organism in Eukaryota, Ciliophora, Spirotrichea, Sporadotrichida, Oxytrichidae.
AUGGAAGAAGGGAAUUUCGAUCUAUCUUCUAAGAAAGAAUGUGCUCUUUUAUUCUUAUUUGAAUUCAUUGGAACUUCGUUCUUGCUUAUUGCUAUUAACUUUACAAAUCACCAUCCAGUCAUUGUAGGUUGUGGAAUCUUUAUGGGAGUAAUGGUUGCAGGCAGAAGAACUGGAGGUCACUUCAACUUUGGAGUCACACUUGGUGUAUAUAUCUAAAAAGCUCAAUGGGUUAAAAAUAUCAAAGCAUUAGUUAUUUAUGCUCUAGCAGAGUUAUCAGGUGCUUAUUUUGGUAUGGCCUUCUCAUUAUUAGUACUAGGAACUGAUGGAAUAAACAUAUUCAGACCUACUGACUUGGAUUACAAUUAGGGGUACGUCUUUUUUAUUGAGCUGUUCUUUACCUUUACAUUCCAAGUUGUCAUUUAGCAUUCUAAGAACUCAAAAGUUUCCUUAUUUGACAACAUGGUCCUUGGAGCUGGAUCAGUCGUAGGGGCAAUUUACUUCUCAAUUAACUGUGCUGGAAGAUACACAGGUGCUGCAUUGAAUCCAACUAUCGGCUUCACAAAUUUGACAUUUGUAGCAAUAGCUAUGGAUACUAAUGAUUACAUUAAGUUCUUGCCUGCUUAUGUAUUUGGACCUCUUAUUGGAGGUGCUCUGGCUGGUAUAUUCACAGCUUAUGCUAGUGCAAGAGUUAUUCAUGAUCCAACUUAAUAGAAUCAAGUCAGAAAAUUCGCAAGAAUGACUGAAGACAUCAAAAGACCCAAGCAUUUGUCUACUGAUCAAGAGCCUCUAUACCACAAUUCCCCCUGA